Pomacea canaliculata is the source of this 9073-nucleotide messenger RNA. Its product is annotated as phosphatidylinositol 3,4,5-trisphosphate 3-phosphatase and dual-specificity protein phosphatase PTEN-like. NCBI's taxonomy places the organism in Eukaryota, Metazoa, Mollusca, Gastropoda, Architaenioglossa, Ampullariidae. The record is from RefSeq and is a predicted model, not a curated record. Gene Ontology annotation, cellular component: plasma membrane; cytosol; cell projection. Gene Ontology annotation, molecular function: protein tyrosine phosphatase activity; phosphatidylinositol-3,4,5-trisphosphate 3-phosphatase activity. Gene Ontology annotation, biological process: negative regulation of cell population proliferation; phosphatidylinositol 3-kinase/protein kinase B signal transduction; phosphatidylinositol dephosphorylation.
CCUAUUUUGUGUCGAUACAGACGACGAGAAGAGUAUUCUUACGCGUCAUCAUGGAGUCAGAAUUUCCGUACAUUGGAAGUGGAUUUGCAAAGAAGCAUGAAAUUCUGGAGGCAGGCAUCGUUUUUUCGCUACUUUGAAUGAGGCAUUGAAGAUGGACCACCGCAGCUCAUUUGAGCUGAUAAUAGUUUGUGGUUGUUUUUUUUUACAGUUUUGUGAAUAAUCUGUGAAGUUUUGUGGGGAAGUUAUCGGUAAAUCUACAUUGACCAACUGAUUUACCAAUAGUGAAUAGAUUGCUCACUCCUCUGCCAUUGGCAUCUGUUUGGUGCGCAAUGUAUUUAGUCCUGAAGUUGCGUGUCUCUUACUGACUAUACUGAUAAUGACGACCAAGAUUAAAGAACUCGUAAGUCGGAACAAGCGAAGACUUCGUGAAGAUGGAUUCGACUUGGAUUUGACUUAUAUUGCACCAAAUAUUAUUGCCAUGGGAUUUCCUUCAGAGAAACUGGAAGGAUAUUACCGAAACAAUAUAGAUGAUGUCAGCAAGUUUCUGGAAACAAGGCACAAAGACCACUAUAAAGUGUACAACUUGUGCUCAGAACGGAAGUACCAGCCAGAAAAAUUCCACCAACGGGUGGCUAAUUAUCCUUUUGAAGACCACAAUCCACCUCGUCUUGAGCUGAUCCGUCCAUUUUGUGAGGACCUUGAUGAGUGGUUGUCACGUGACCCAGACAACAUUGCAGCUAUACACUGCAAAGCUGGAAAGGGUCGUACUGGGGUUAUGAUUUGUGCAUACAUGUUACACAGAGGUCGUUUCAAGGAUGCAGAAGAUGCUCUAAAGCAUUAUGGAAAGACAAGAACAAGAGAUGAAAAGGGGGUGACCAUUCCAAGUCCGCGGUAUGUUUUAUACUAUGGUGAGCUUCUGAAAAGCAACUUGCAGUACAAGCCAGUCAGUUUGCUUUUAAAGGGAAUAAAGUUUGAAACCAUUCCCAUGUUUAAUAGCAGCAAUGGUUGCACGCCACUUUUUGAGGUACAUCAGUUGAAGGUAAAAGUACAUAGUUCUCCUGUAUAUGACACAAUCAGAAAAGGAGAAACAUGCUUUUACAUGUGGGUGACUAACCCAGUGCCACUUUGUGGUGACAUAAAGAUUGAGUUCUAUAACAAGACAAUGAUGAAACAGAAGGAAAAAAUGUUUCACUUCUGGUUCAACACCUUCUUCGUCCAAGAAACAGUAGAUGCAAAUGAAUUGCUGCGGAAUGGUGGUACCCACCCAGAUGACAGCUUUGCAGAAUAUUCAGUGCUGACUCUUCCAAAAGCAGACUUAGACAGAGCCAACAAAGACAAAUCACACAAGCUAUUUAGUCCCAACUUUAAGGUGAAGGUAUUUUUCCAGCAAAUGAAGGAGCCAGAACAAGGUUUAGAGCGAAGUAAAAGUGCUGAUGAUGUAGUGGGAGAUAACAAAUAUCGCAAGCAUGAUGACUUUUCACAGCAGUCACGCUCUCAUACAUCAGAUCAACUGUUUGUACCUCCGCAAAGGUCCCAUGCCUCUCAUAAACAUGGUGCUCAUAACAAUCAUACGUUGGAGGAACGUUACCAUCUGUUGACAACACGCAACCUGACACAGCCUGGGCGCCGAGAGGCUACAAUAAUAGACACAGGCUCUCUAGAGGAGAGUGUAGAGGCAGUUUCCUUAGGGGGUUUUAGUGAUAAUGACCAGUUUGAGGAUGAUCUGUCUGACACUGAAACAGACAAUGAGUGGGAGGGCUGCGAAGUCACUCAUGUAUGACACCUGUUGUCUGAUGAACGAUAUAGAGCUGUGAGAGGACUUGGUAACUGCUUUGUUUCUAAUGAAAUACUGCUCUACUUGCAUAGUAUAGUAUAGAGGUUGCCAAGACCAUGACACUUACAACGAUAGAUGAUAAGAGCUUCAGAGAAUGCAACGAAAUCUUUGUUUCCAGAGUGACAAGGAUGUGUGUUGGCUCAGAAUUUAGGGCACUUGUUGGAUAGAUACUAUGUUUACCUACAUUCAUUCCCUAAAAUGAUCGAAGAAAACCAUUCAGAUCAUAUUGUUAGAAGACAGCUAAGAGUGUUAUAUGAAUAUAACAUAAUAAUAGGUAGUAGAAUGAUGCAGCAGCUGGGUAUUUUUUUGGGUUGUGGGGGGUAUUCCUUCACAUCACAUACAAAUGUUAGGGAAUAUAGAUAAAAAUAUCAUUUUCUUAUCCUGCUUGUCCAGCUUUAACAGGGAAAGCAUGUCAAGUGUAAGUAAUCAGGUGUUACAUAGAUUACCUUGUUUUUUGUAAUAUAUGUGCCUUGGUACAUCACCAGCUUGGAUUUGGAGCAUGUAAACAUUCUGAAGCGAAAUGCUCUGUAUCUGUGGGAACCAUAAAUUCAUAAGUAGUUAACAGUAUUUAAGCUGUGCUUGAUGCAUUUGGUUGUUUUCUUUACUGAUGUUCAAACUUAAGCUGUAAUAAAUAAAAGUAAGGAAAUCUGCAGAUUGAUAAAAAUAUAGAAUCAUUUAAGUCAUGCCCUGGUUGACCUGGUGCUGUGAUUCUUGGUGCAUUUUUGUUGAGUUAUAGUUUAGAAAUGAUGGAGAAAAUAAUAUUUUCUGUUAUUUUACAAAAGUGAUUAAGAAUCAGGAAAAAGUAUUUUGAAAAUGUACUGUUUAUAGUGCUCUCAGUUAUGUGACUAAAGACCAGCAUAAAAGCAAGGAAACAACAGUAAUGAUUUAUAAAGGUAUAAAAAGUACAGCCUAGACUUCUUACCUCAACAUAUCUUGUUUUUCACCAUUGGUUAUGGCAAAACAAUUUCCCCAUAGUAUUAUUUCUCCUGAAAAGCCAUCUUAUUCCCCUCAGCACACUUAAAGUGCGUCAUUGCCUGUGCUGUUCCACCCACUUUGUCAUCAGUCGUAUUUGGUUACAGUUAUUAAUGGACUAAGUAUAUACAGAUAACAGGCACAAGACACCUGACAGGUUUUAACAGAUACUUUUUGUUUAUUAAACAGAUGUUUUUAAUUUGAGCUUUGAACAAAGAAAAGUGUUUGAAAUGAUAAUCCUUUCAAUACAAAGAAAUCCUGAAAAUGUUCAGCAGAUUUUCUUUUAGUCAGACUUUACUGUGUAGAAAACAUCCUUUGGAAUAGGCAGUGGCCUGGAUUGUGUUGCAAAUGCAUCAAAAAACAUGUAUGCCAGUAAACAUUCAGAAUUGAAAACAGCUCUACAUAUUUUUAUUAUGAUCACUGGGCCACCAUUACUGAUACCAUGUUGUGAGAGAAAGCAAAGCAUCUUGUGGCAGAACUUGAUAUUAUAGACUUUUGUAAUUUUAACAACUGGCUGUGUCAGUUUAAGAGACAAGUCAGAAUUGUAAGUGCUGAAAUUUGCAGUGAAAUAGUGUUUAUUGCUAUUAUUGUAGUGUUGCACAUGUUGUGGAUUGUGCACCUUGUGUCGGCGCCUUCACCAAAAGUAUAUGCGGGAGAUAUGAUGGCAGAAUAGCAAGUCUAGAUGCGUAAUAAAGGUUACUGAUGAAAGUGCCUUUUUUCAUUUAGUAGAUACCACAUGGUUUCACUAACAUUGCAAGAGUUACAUCUUGUACAUGAAUCAGAAAGCAAGUUGUUCCUUGAAAUAAAAAAUGUUUAAGCCCAUGUCUAAACUGAAGAAAAAGCCACAUUCAUUUUUAUUCAUUCUAAACAUUUUUAACAAAAGCUUUGAAAAACAGAAAUUGUGAAAAAAUCAUUUUGCUUCCACUUCUGGUAUAUAAUGUAACAGGGUUAUACAGUCAUAUUAAUUUACACAGUUCUAAUAUUAAUUUACACAGUUCUAAAGUUGCUUUUACAACAGUAGAGAUGAUGUAAUAAUAAUAUAUUUUGAUAAAUUUUGCUGUCUUGUUCAUGGUUACAGAAUAGUUAGUAAGUAGUUAGAAUAAAUAAAUUGAUAGUUCUUUUGAAAACUGGACAGGUUAUGGUGUUUAAAUCAUUUUAACCAGAAAGGGAAUUAUGUCUUGUCUGAUUUUAAAGCAUCUGUGAGCGCAUGUGCACAUAAUUAUUUUUUUAUUCUCUGUGUGCAUACACACAUGCACUUGCAUACAUGUACACAUAUGCAUGGAUAUAUGCCUGUGUAUAAGCCAACUUGUUUAUACAAUUCUCAGGAUAGUAAAUUGUGUCUAUUCCUUGACCUCUCUUCUAUUCAUGUUAAAAAUGGAAUUAUGAAGAAUUUCAUUUUAGGGCUUCAUGUUUAUAACCAUUUUCAACUGUCAUGUGCUUUUGCCAGUUUCUAACACGAAACCAACAUUGGAAAUUAUUAUUUUGAUGGCAGGUGGCAGAAAUAUUGCAUGAUUUUUUUAUUUUUUUUUUCAAAAAUGUAAAAGCAUCAAUCUUCAGAUUCUCAGAUUAAACAGAUGGUUGCAUCUUUUUUAUUUUUCUUAAGAGUGUAAGGGUAACAAAAUUGGUCCAGAGGUAAUACUGUAGUCUAUAGUUAACAGAUGUUAUUGGCAUUUUACUAGUUCUCCUUUCAGCUACAAAUAGAAACUUAUUAUAAGCAGUUCUUUCUUUGGAUCUUUUAUCCUUCAUUGUUUGUUAAUAAUAGAUACAACUAGUUAAAAGUACUCUUAUUUUUGGAGUACAUCUGGUCAUCUUUUUCUGUCAGAGUAAAGGUCCGACCACAGAUUUUCAGCUGGCAUUAUUUAUGUUGAUCGCUAUUUUAACAAAUUUGGGAAGAUUUUGUUGUUAGAACUUAAGUCUAAUAAGUGCACAUAUGAAUUGUUUGUACUAUUAGAGUCCAACUAGAACUAGUAAGAUUAUGGGGUCAUGUUUGUGCUUUACAUCAAGGAAACAGUGGUCGAACAACUGCAAAACUAGGGGAUUGCACAAAAGCACAAUUUCUCAUAAGCUGUUUUAACAAAAUGUCUCUCUUAAGAGCUUGUUUCUAGUUUUUGAAGGCUUAAAGAAAGAUUGAUGGGAAGUGUAUGUAUGGGGGGGGGGGGGGGGGGAUAAACAUAAUUGUCCAGCUUGCAGCUGUUUUGAUAGCUGGGAGCAUGAGGAGGCAGCCCAUGAAAUUAUUUAGUUUGGCCCUUCCAGAUCUAGGAACUUUUUUCAUAGCAAUAUAAAUUUAUAUAAAGUGAAUUGUAACCAUAAUGUAAAUUUUGAAGGACAAGUAAAGAACAUUCAUUAUAGGAUAGUAUACAUAUGAGUACACGACGGGACAGAGAAGUAUGCUUCUCAGCCAUCUGGCAGUAUUGUAUUGACUUGGAAGACAAUCCCAGGCUGGCUGGGAGUGCACGUGUUGCAAAAGUGUUAACACACAAAGCAACGCUACGGCUUGACAAAAUAUAGCAGGCUAAUUUUCAAGUUGAUAAUUUUGUAUGGCCCACAAAUGAAACUAAAUAUCUAAAUGGCCCUUGGCAGAAAAAUGGUUCUCCAUCCUUGCAAAUAGAUUAAGAGAGCGUUCUUAUCUUGGGGCCAGCAUCAUUGUGAAAGCUUUAUUGUUGGUGCCCAUCUCCUUUCUCUCGCUGCUUUUCGUUCCUGAAAUCUUUAAGGGGUCAGGUCAACUGUGAGAAGCGUGAUGUAAUGCAGGGUUAUUGAACCCACAUGUAUUGCCUCUGGUCUUGGAGCCAGUGGUCUAAUCAUUCUCUGCCUCUCAUAUGGUUUUGAGCUUAUCCUUGUUAUUUAGAAGUGUGGAGGGGGAUGCGCACUUGUAGAGCUGUGAGCUUGCUUUUUUCACAUUAGAAAUAAGUUCAUUAACCAACUUUUGGCAGCAUAUGAGAAUUGUUUCCAAUUCAAAAUAAAAAUUGAGUGGACCCUUUGUAAUAAGAGAGUCUUCCUCGUGUUUUUCGUUUGUUUGGUUUUUUAGCCAUUAUGUUACAAGCUCAGUAUAAUAUGGUAGAAAAAUAAGCGUAAUUUUUCGACUCUGCAUGAUGUGGGAGUUCUGGGACUUGGUACCAGUCCAUUGAUACUGGUAGUUGAAUGGCUAAUGCCUACACUGCUACGCUGCUGUAAGAUUUUAUUAGCAUUUUAGAUAACUGGUAUGUAUUAACCAUCCAGCUAGUGGCAUACUUUGCACCAGGGCCCAGGGCAUCAUGUGUCGGUUAUUUAGUCUACUUCACAGAAUAAAAGCCAUGGAUCACUUUCCAACAGAUCUUGAUGCUUAACAUAUAUUUUUAAAAAUACCUUGCUGUUGCAUGUAUAUGAUCAUUAAGUAGAGAAAGGGUUUUGUUUUAGGAAAAACUUCGCAAUAGUCAUCACUUCUCAUUGCAUGGUGAAGUAGCAUGUUUUUCUAUGAGCCUAGUUGGGGAAAAAGGCCUUGAAAAGUAUUCCUGUCAUAUCUUUCUAAGAAGACAUAGUAACAAGUAAUACUCUUCUGAAAUAAGUUGUGAUUUGUCAUUGCUGACUGUAUCGUUAACUACAACUUUGAUUUAUCUUUGCAGCCUCAUUGUUUAGAAAUCAGAAUAUACUUAUGUUUCUUUAGUCCUGAAGAUGUUUUAUGUAGCAUAUAUUUUCAGAGAAAUGGUAGACAGCUAUAGCAUUUUAUUACCAAAUGUUAGCAUACAUCUUGAUAAAAACAUUUGGUGCUUUUGCCCAUGCAGGCAUGUAGUGAGUGUACUCAUAUUAGCUAAUAUGAUUUUAAUCCACUGUCAAUAUUUUUGACAUAUAAACAAGAUGGUAUGUUUUUUUCAAGAAAAUUUGAAGUCCUGUUGUUUGGAAGGUCAUGUGUGAGUAAAUUUGUGAUCUCCACAGCUGGUAACUGCAAAAUCUGAAACAUAUUACCUAUGUUUUAUGUGACAAAAGUAUAUGACUAUAAAAGAAUGGCCUAACAGAUAGAAUACCAUGUUGUCUUUUGAACAGACAUGACUAUUUUUUUACACCAGGCAUUACCUUUGGGCUUAAGUAUCAGUCACAUAGGAUGUUUGUGUUUAAAUAAAAAUGUGAAGAUUAUCUUGUUAAAUAAUAAAAAAAAAAAGGUAAUUAAGAAGACUAAAAUUUGGCGAACAAAUCUGUGCAUGCCUUUCCAAUAUAGAAGUAAAACUGUUUGUCACUAUUUUGUCUUUGACUUGAUAAUCAUAUUCGGAUUUGAGAAAAUAUCAGAAAAUUAAGUCCUAGUAAUUGCCUUUUCAGCAGUUUGUUGUUUACUGUGAUACUGUUGAAAUCUUGGAUAUUAUCUUUAGAUUUGUUACGUCAGUGCAGACUUUCUCUGUUCACUGUGAGUAGCAUGGAAAUGAUGACCAUGACUAGUCAUCAGGAAAUUAAAGCAUUUUAUUGCAGCUGUAGUCAUGAGUGGCUUUGUGAAUGUGAUUUUGUUAUCAAGAAUGGGACAGUCUGAAGUUCACAAAAAUGUGUCUAUUGUAAUCAUGAAGGGUUAUUCAUGCACCUUUGAAUUAGUUUAAAUUACUGCCAGUGGUCUUAUGUGAUGAUUGCAAAAAAAGAAAUUGAGGUAAAUUGUACUAAAGAUAUGGGUACUGAUAGAAGACCAGUGAGGUCUUGUGAUGACCUCUGAAAUAAAUUUAAUUAAUAUAUUCAAUGUAUGCAUCUCUUCUCAGAGUGAGAUAGGGGGGAAAAUGAAGCCUAGGAACAAUGGCUCAUGGAAACGAAGUCAUGCAAUAUCUUCUUGUUUGCCACAAAGAAAGCAGUCCAAGAAAACAGUAGUUACCUACAGUGCAUGUAACAUUGUACAUGCUAUGUAAAUUUUCUUAGUGUUUCUAAGAAUGCUGUGUUAAUCUCUGAAGCCUUGAAAGUGCCUCAUUGUGUGUAGUGUGUACUUAGACUGGGUUGUUGCAUAGUUUCAACAAGAAAGUGAUAGUCAUUUGGUCUUGUUAAAGGCAAUGUUGGCAGCUCAUAUUCAUCUGGUGACACUGACAUGUUUAGGAGUGUGGGGAGUGUGUGAGUUUGUGCACACAACUGCAUGGGUGUAUGCAUGUGUUUUGUAUGUAAAAGCACAGUCUUGUAUGACUGCUUGCAGGGUUACUUUGCCAAAAUGUUUUGUAAUCUAUUUACCACUUCAAGUCAAAAUAGAGACAAGGCCUCUACAAAUAUCAAGAUGUAUAUUUUGCAAGCAGCUGUUGUAAAUAAUAUUAUUUUAAUAUCUUGAAGAGAAAAAUAUUUGUUUUGCUGUAGCUGUGUAGGAUAAAAAAUUGUGUGUUAUGCACAUUUGUAUGGAUUAUAGACAUUUCUUCUUUGAAAUAGAAUGAAAGGAUGGGUGUUCCUGCUAUUCUCACAGUAUGAUGAAUCAUAGCUAUGUGGGUUUUUUUUUUUUUUAAUUGAAUACCAGGUUAUGCACUACUGGUUGUUUUGUGGAUUAAGUAGUGUAUCUCAGAUGCUGUUGAAUCUUUUUUUCCAAUACAAUUAUACAAAAUAAAUGGCACAGUACAUGCUGUUUCAUACUGUAUUAUUGCAUUGAGGUUGCAAACUAAUAUACUUGCCAUUUGCUUUAUUGUUUUUCUUUAUUUUUGUCACUUUUUAAUUUCAUUUUCUUCCAUUGUACAUUUAUAAAAAUUAUCAUGUAAUUUGCAGAAGUUUCGUUUGCUGUAUAUAUAUAUAUGUGUGUGUAUCAGAUUUUUUUCUGCAUUACAAGAGAAAAUAUUUUCCUGUGUAAAGGAAUGGAAACUUUCCAUUGGCUCUGUUUCUUCGUAUCCUUUGUUCAUUCCAUUUGAUACGUUCAUCUCUGUACUAAACAAUAGUCUAUUAACAUCUGCUCAUGUGCAGUAGUGUCUCUAACUUUUGCAGAAAUGAUAUGUGUGUAAUAGUACACUCUGUUCCAGGUGUUAAAAAGCACUUUCAAAGUAUGCCAUGUUCCUUGUUUGAUAGGAAAGGUUUCUCCAGUUCUGUUUUAUUUAUUUUUAAAUGGGAAGCAUAAUUGCAGUAGAUGUUUCCUUUAACCAUCUUCUGUAAAUUUUCAGUUUUAUUUCCAUAAGCUGAAAACCCUUUCAUGUUGUUUAUUUCAGUGUAAAACAACAAAAUUCUUCUGUUAUAUAUUUUUAAAUGAAACGGUGUACAGCAUUGGCAUGUUCAACAUGACUUGCAAAUUAGGGAGACUAAAGUCUGUGGAAAAUGUAGAUUCCAAGAUAUUAAGAUGAUGAUAAAAAAAGGUUAUUAAGCUAA